Molecule: messenger RNA, 558 nt
Organism: Naegleria gruberi
Lineage: Eukaryota; Heterolobosea; Eutetramitea; Acrasida; Naegleriidae
Exons: 1
Coding region: 1-558 (185 amino acids)
Source: RefSeq, a predicted model, not a curated record
AUGACGAUAACGACUGACACCAAUCAAAGUACAACUGAAAGACCUUCAAUAGAUCCCACAAACACUUCUGCAUCACUCGAUACAACCUCCCAACAACACAUUCCAACUGAAACAUGCACUGCCGAAACUACUCAAAUCCAUUCUAAACCCUCCAAUUCAUUCUUCACCCCGAAAACUAAAUUCAUCCUCACCAUCGUCUCAGUUACCGCCAUCUCCUUCCUCCUAGCAUUCAUUCUCAUCAGUAUGACCAUCACUUUUGCAAUUUGUGAUUCACUCUUUGAUUUUCCAGAUCUUGAAAAUGGAAUUUACGCCUUGCUCGUUGCAAUUUCAAUUCUCUUUUUGGGAAUUGGUAUUGUUACCUUGAUUGUUGGAUGGAGAUUAUGGAGGGGAAAGUAUUCUGUGAAUGAUGAGGGAUUUGUGGUGAAUUCGAGGGGAGAUCGGAUUAAUGUGUUGGGAGAUGUGAAAAAUUCGGAUGACAAUUUGGUAACGGAAAGGAGUUCAAGUGAUGAGGAUAAUCUCCGAUAUAGUAGAUCACUGAAAACAUUUGAUAUUAUUUAA